CCUGCUUUGAAAACAUUGAUUUGCCUCGUGUCACUUUCGCUGGCAGAACUGUCAAGUUUGUUUUGAUUUAGUUUUAGAAAGAAAAUAUGUCUCGAGUUUAAUUAGGAUUUUUUAUGAAAACUUGCGAUUCGAGGUGCCACCAUUCUUUUGCUUCGACACGCAUCUAGUGGAGGAUUGCGGAGGCGAAGGCAUCGGCAGUAUGCCGGACGAUUUGGAGUUCGACGAGCUGAACGACUGGGAAGAGUGCACGAAGAUUUAGUCCGGUUGAAACAGAGGGAAGCGAGGUUGCAGCUGGAUCUGAACGUGUUGAUGAUGCCGAACAUGCUAGAAACGCAGCAUCCGACGUCACAUCCGGCAAUGCAGCAGCAUCAUUUGGAGAAAUCGCAGCAGCGGGGAGAAAAGUGGUUUCUUCAUCGGUCUUCAGCCAAACUUUCCGUUGUCGAAACCCGCUUAGAUGCGUAUCUUUUUGGCGGACGAAUUCCCGGCAUAACGAACCAGCCGACGUUUACGAUUCUAGUAAACUUUCCUCCGGCGUUUAACAUGGUUGCCGCCGUUGAACUUCAACCAGCGGCUGGUUCAGGAGGUUCAGCAAAAUCAUCCGGUGUUGAAUCAGCACCGUUAUCAUCAACAGCAGCAGCAGGGUCAGAAUCCCUGUCAGCAGCAGCCCAAAAACUGCAAAAUUACCAGCAGAACCAAAAAAAGAUGCAACACCAUCGUGGCAGGCUGAACCGAUCGGGGGAGUACGAAGCGUACGCGAUUGUCCCAUUUUUAUAA
Molecule: messenger RNA, 774 nt
Organism: Culex pipiens pallens (northern house mosquito)
Lineage: Eukaryota; Metazoa; Arthropoda; Insecta; Diptera; Culicidae
Exons: 2
Coding region: 310-774 (154 amino acids)
Source: RefSeq, a predicted model, not a curated record